CCAGUGUAACUAAUGGAGGAUACAUAUGGGAAUCUUUUGAAUUGGAACUAUAUUAAACUGUCGAUAUAUUGAUACUGCAGCCGUUACCGCUAAGCCGAAGAUCAGCCGGCAUCAGGGAGCUUUGGCCCUGUGUACUGAGAUCUGGAGAAGGUAUCAGAAUAUGGACUGUUUAAGACUUAAUGCAAGCUUUCGCUCUUACCCAUUUUCCCCGUGAUCGCUGGCCAGACGUGACCAGAGGUGGACAAAGAGUGACCCUUGGUGAACUCCAAUAAUAGUCCUGCCAUGUGCAGUGUUAUAUUCGAUCCGAAUAGGUGACCAGGUAUAUUACAUAGGAACCCAUUCAUAAUGGCGCUAUCAAGGAUCGCUUUUCAGUUACUGAUGAACAUAAUUAACCUAACGGGGGCAGCUUUUUGGCGGCUACUCGGAAUAAAAAUUGCCCGAUUAGACGAAGAAAGCGUCUGGAGAGGAUUCAGCGUGGAAGAAAAAAACCUCCUUCUUGACCCAAAGGGACCAGACCCCCACUGGAGCAAACGCCUUUCUCUGUCCCUGCAGUGCUGGGCCCAAGAUUCCAAACUCACAACGUGUGGUAGACUUUUUUUGAAGUCGGUUUACGUGGAUACCAUAAGAGAAAGAUUAAAUGUGAUUACAGCGUUAAGGGAGCAGGACCCAACUCAGGUUAAACCAAUAUGCAAGCCAAUCUUCAUUGUCAGCAGCAAUCGGACAGGCAGUACACUGCUUCAGGCUCUUCUUGCCAGUGAUCCCGCUAACACGGCGCCCCUACUGUGGGAAUUGGUUCAUCCAACACGCAGUAGUCCUCUUCCCAAGGGGAUUUCGGACCGUCUUGAUUUUUUCUAUACAAUGCGACCACAGCAUAGGAAAAAACACCUUAUUGCACCUACGAUGCCUCACGAAUGCUAUCACAUCUACCAAAGAUCUGAGGUGUGUAAGGCCUACAUGGUGGUUGGCCAGAACAUGGAGCCUUACAAAGCAUGUAUUAAAGCGUUGCCUAGGGAACACGUGCUGGAAAUGUUCAGAUUUUACAAGCAGCAGCUGGAAUUGAUCCUCAGCGGGAGAAAGGACAAAACGCCAAAAACAUUUAUUCUUAAAGAAUCGCUUCAUUCCAUGUUCAUUGGUCCGUUGUUAGAAGUCUUCCCGGAUGCAAUGAUCAUCAACAUUGUGCGCGAUCCGGUAGAGUCCGUCCCAUCCGCCUGCUCCAUGAUUGAGGAUGUCUUUGCCAUGGUGUACGCGGUCACAGAUUUAAAUCGCCAAGGACUCGGUCAGCGGGUCCUUGACCACACAGUAGACUGCGUAUCAAACCUGUACAAUUUUCGUCAAGAGCAUCCGUCAGAGGCGCAUCGGUUCAUCGACGUCAGUUACGCGGACCUCACGCGCGCCCCCUUGGUAACGCUGGAGGCUAUUUACACUAAGAUGGGUCUAACUUUAACCAAGGCGGCCAAGGGGCGGAUGAUGUCGUAUCUAGCUCGGAACCCCCAACACAAACACGGGCACCACGCUUACACUGCUGAGAAGUAUGGGUUGACUAAUGAUAUUAUCCGCAAGAGAUUGGGUGGUUUUUAUUCUCAAUGGAAGUAAGCUCGGCAUAAACGUAGAAGUAGCGAUGUAAGCCGUAAUUGUGUCAUUUCAGGUAGUAAGUGUUUUAUUUGAUAAAUCUUCCGUUUUAGAGAUGCACUCGUCCCUUUUGGUGUUGGUAUUUGUAUCACCUUUCAUAGUUUGGAUAGUAAUGAUUUA
Lingula anatina is the source of this 1749-nucleotide messenger RNA. RefSeq lists its product as uncharacterized. The record is from RefSeq and is a predicted model, not a curated record. Lineage: Eukaryota; Metazoa; Brachiopoda; Lingulata; Lingulida; Lingulidae.